Messenger RNA from Punica granatum (pomegranate), 1342 nucleotides. The record is from RefSeq and is a predicted model, not a curated record. NCBI's taxonomy places the organism in Eukaryota, Viridiplantae, Streptophyta, Magnoliopsida, Myrtales, Lythraceae.
CUUUAAAACCAGAACAAAGAGUAGCUGCUACUCCUACUCUGUCUCUGCCCCUUCCCCCACUCUACCUUUCUUAUAUUUCCAUCCAUCCAUCCAUCCAUCCGCCUCCGUAAGCAAAAGGCCCAGAAGCACAACUUUUUCUUCUCUUCUUGCUUCUGCGAUUCCAGCUCCGAGGAAGUCGUCCCAGCGCGGCAGAGCUAUGGAGAGGAGCACCCCGGUGAGGAAACCCCACACUUCCACCGUAGAUCUGCUCACCUGGUCCGAGACCCCGCCGGCUGAUCCGCCCGUUCCCGUUCCCGGCUCUGCCUCCCGCUCCGGCGCCCGCCCUCACCAGCCUUCCGGGGUCAGCAAGGUGGUCUUCGGAGGACAGGUGACCGACGAGGAAUCUGAGAACUUGAACAAGAGGAAGCCAUGUUCAGGCUACAAGUUAAAGGAGAUAACUGGAAGUGGGAUUUUUGCUGCCAAUGGAGAGGGCGAUUCAUCUGAAACUGGGAGUGCAAAUCCUGCUUCAAAUAACAGAACAGGAUUACGUAUGUACCAGCAAACGCUUGCUGGAAUUAGUCACAUAUCCUUUGGGGAGGAAGAAAGCGUAUCGCCCAAGAAACCCACCACUCUCCCUGAGGUGGCGAAGCAGCGAGAACUUAGUGGAACAUUGGAGAGUGAGUCGGAUAUGAAGAAGAAGCAGAUUUCUGAUGCUAAGUGCAAGGAGCUCAGUGGGCAUGAUAUCUUUGCACCACCUCCAGAAAUCUUGCCAAGGCCAACUGCUGCUCGUGCCCUUGACAUGAACCAAGACAUGGGAGACCCUGCUCCCCGUCACAUACGCACUUCUGUGAAAGUGUCAAAUCCUGCGGGAGGACAAAGCAGUAUCAUCUCUAAUGAGGAGCCCAUGAUGAAGACAGCGAAGAAGAUCUAUGACAAGAAGUUUGCGGAGCUUUCAGGGAAUGACAUCUUCCAAGGUGAUGCAUCUGCAGCGUCUGCUGAGAAAUCCCUUAGCUCAGCCAAGUUGCGAGAGAUGAGCGGGAACGAUAUCUUUGCUGAUGGGAAGGCUGAGUCCCGAGACUACUUCGGUGGGGUCCGCAAGCCCCCAGGCGGCGAGAGCAGCAUUGCAUUGGUUUAACAAGCGAGGAUUUAGGGCUAACUUGAGUUAUUCUUCGUGUCGUGUUUGGUCUUUGGUGUUGGUGGUUGCUAGUCGAGUUGCGUCUUGGACAAGAACAAAGUUUGACACUUUCACAAUGGGUUUCGGGCUUGCAUUGUUAGGAUUGGCAACUUGUUGACCAGAUAUUUGUAUGAAAAGACGGGGGUUUGUGCAUAAUAUUGGUCUAUGGAAUUGCUAUUUAUCUCUAUA